Molecule: messenger RNA, 5706 nt
Organism: Centropristis striata (black sea bass)
Lineage: Eukaryota; Metazoa; Chordata; Actinopteri; Perciformes; Serranidae
Product: echinoderm microtubule-associated protein-like 6
Exons: 38
Coding region: 614-5647 (1677 amino acids)
Molecular function (GO): microtubule binding
Source: RefSeq, a predicted model, not a curated record
GGAGCAGCACCCGGGCUGGAGUAGCCCUGGCCCGGCCUGGGGAUUAGUGUGAGGGGGGAUUAUAUCCUCCAGGAGCACAAUCCUCCAUCACUUGUUUUCAUUCUGCCUCUUUGUUGUUUUUGCACAGAACUUUCCAGACUCAUCAGGACAUUUUUCUUCUAUUUCCUGCAGGAAAAAAAACAAGAAUAUUCCAGACAAAAACAUGAAUGAGGCUUAAAAAAAAGUUAUUAUUUUAUAAUAACAGCAGAUAUUUAAUAGCACAAGGCGAGAUGGGGCCGUUAAAAGUCACUGUUUUAUCAUUCACAGUGCAAUAAAAACACAAUUAGUCCCUUCAGGAGCAUUAAAGGAUAUUAGAGUGAAGCCACAGGAGACAGAAAAGUCCAUAAAGUGCAUCAGAAACUCUGCAGGAGGAGGAAGAUGAUGAUGAAGAGGAGCAAUAAACUCUGAGAUAUUAUCUGCUGAGGACAUGAACAGCUGAUUCUAAAGUGGAUGCAAAACUGUGGAAAUACUUCAGAGAUGGAAAAUGACCCGAUCUUAACCCAGCAGCAGCAUCAGUAGGAGUCAACCAGCAGCGGCGGCGGCGGCGGACACGGUGUCCGUCAGAUGAGUGAGCAUGUCGGACCGGAGCGCCCCGGGCUGCCGGCUCAGGCUGGACUGGGUCUACGGGUACCGGGGCCACCAGUGCCGCAAUAACCUGUACUACACCGCCGGGAAGGAGGUGGUGUACUUCGUGGCCGGCGUCGGCGUCGUUUACAACACCAGAGAGCACAGCCAGAGGUUCUACCUGGGACACAACGAUGACAUCAUCAGCCUGGCGUUACACCCUGAGCGCUCCCUGGUGGCUACCGGUCAGGUGGGGAAGGAUCCCUAUGUGUGUGUGUGGGACUCCUUCACUGUCCAGACCGUCUCUCUGCUGAGGGACGGACACACACACGGCAUCGCCUGCCUCGCCUUCAGCGCCGACGGACAGCGGUUAGCUUCGGUCGGCCUGGACGCCAAGAACACAGUGUGUAUCUGGGAGUGGAAGAGAGGGAAGAUCCUCGCCACCGCCACCGGACACUCAGACAGGAUCUUCGACGUCAGCUGGGAUCCGUUUCAACAAAACCGUCUGGUGAGCUGCGGAGUCAAACACAUCAAGUUCUGGUCUCUGUGUGGGAACGCUCUGACUCCGAAGCGAGGGAUCUUUGGGAAGACGGGCGACCUGCAGACGAUCCUCUGCGUGGCGUCGGCUAAAGAUGACAUCACGUACUCCGGAGCGCUGAACGGGGACAUCUACGUCUGGAAAGUCCUGAACCUGAUCCGGACGGUCCAGGCUGCACACGGGGCUGGGAUCUUCAGCAUGUACUCCUGUGAGGAGGGUUUUGCCACCGGUGGCAGAGACGGCUGCAUCCGUCUGUGGGACGCCGACUUCAAACCCAUCACCAAGAUCGACCUGCGAGAGGCCGAGCAGGGCUACAAAGGUCUUUCUAUUCGCAGCGUCUGCUGGCGAGCCGACCGGAUCCUGGCGGGAACGCAGGACAGCGAGAUCUUUGAGGUGAUGGUGAGGGACCGGGACAAGCCUCUUCUCAUCAUGCAGGGACACAGUGAGGGAGAGCUCUGGGCGCUGGACGUUCACCCCAAAAAACCUCUGGCUGUCACCGGCAGCGACGACCGCUCCGUCAGGUUGUGGAGUCUGGUGGAUCACGCUCUGAUCGCUCGCUGUAACAUGGAGGAGGCGGUCCGCAGCGUGGCGUUCAGCGUGGACGGAUACCAGCUGGCUCUGGGGAUGAAGGACGGCUCAUUCACUGUACUGAGAGUCAGGGACAUGACGGAGGUGGUCCACAUCAAGGACAGGAAGGAGGUGAUCCAUGAGAUGAAGUUCUCUCCAGACGGAGCGUACCUGGCCGUGGGCUCCAACGACGGGCUGGUGGACGUCUACGCCGUCGCCCAGAGAUACAAGAAGGUGGGGGAGUGUGGACAGUCCAGCAGCUUCAUCACCCACCUGGACUGGUCUCUGGACAGUAAGAUCCUGCAGAGCAACGACGGAGCCGGAGAACGUCUCUUCUACCGUAUGCCCAUGGGGAAGCCCGUGGCUAAGGAGGAGGUGAAGGGUCAGGUGUGGGCGUCGUGGAGCGGCGUGCUGGGGUCAGAGGUCAGCGGCAUCUGGCCCAAAUACUCCACGGUCAGCGAGGUGAACGCCGUGGACGCCAACCACGCCGCCAACGUCCUCGUCACCGGGGACGACCACGGCCUCGUCAAGCUCUACCGCUUCCCCUGCCUCAGGAAAGGAGCUAAGUGUAAAAAGUACAUCGGUCACUCUGCCCAUGUGACCAACGUCCGCUGGUCACAUGACCUCCAGUGGGUUCUGACCACAGGAGGAGCUGACCACGCCCUCUUCCAGUGGAGGUUCCUGCCAGAGUCCGUCCUCAACGGGGGACUGGAGACCAGCGUCCCAGACAGUCAUGGGGACUCUAACAGUGAGGAGUCAGACAGUGAUGUCUCUGACGUCCCUGAGUUGGACUCUGACAUCGAGCAGGAGACUCAGAUCCACUACGACAGACAGGUGUAUAAGGAGGACCUGCCUCAGCUCAGACAGCAGAGCAGAGAGAAGAAGCAGCAGGUUGGGUCUCUGAAGAGACAGAGAGGACCGGACCAGGGCCUCCGGCUGCAGUUCGUACACGGGUACCGUGGCUACGACUGCAGGAACAACCUGUUCUACUCUCAGGGCGGGGAGGUUCUGUUCCACGUGGCGGCGGUGGGCGUGGUCUACAACCGCCAGCAGCACAGCCAACGCUUCUACCUCGGACACGACGACGACAUCCUCAGCCUCAACAUCCACCCACUGAAGGACUACGCUGCUACUGGACAGGUGGGGAGGGACCCAGCCAUCCAUGUUUGGGACAUCCAGACUCUGAAGUGUCUCUCUCUACUGAGAGGUUUCCACCAGAGAGGAGUGUGUGCUCUGGACUUCUCAGCUGAUGGAAAGAGUCUGGUGUCGGUCGGAGUCGAUGACGGACACUCCAUCGUGGUCUGGGACUGGAAGAGAGGAGAGAAACUCGCCACCGCCAGGGGUCAUAAGGAGAAGAUCUUCGUGGUGAAGUGUAACCCUCUGCUGAUGGACAAACUGGUCACUGUGGGAAUCAAACACAUCCAGUUCUGGCAGCAUGCAGGUGGCGGUCUCACCUUCAGGCGUGGUGCGUUCAGGAGCGUGGGGCGUCCGGAGACCAUGAUGUCGGUGUGUUACGGGCGCAGCGAGGCGCUGGUCUUCUCGGGCGCCGCCACCGGAGACGUUUACAUCUGGAAGGAGGCGCUGCUGCUGAAGACGGUGAAAGCUCACGACGGGCCCGUCUUCGCCAUGUUCUCCCUCGACAAGGGCUUCGUGACGGGCGGGAAGGACGGCGUGGUGGAGCUGUGGGACGACAUGUUCGACCGCUGUCUGAAGACGUACGCCAUCAAGAGAGCAGCGCUGUCCCCGGGCUCCAAAGGCCUGCUGCUGGAGGACAACCCGUCCAUCAGAGCCAUCACUCUGGGUCACGGUCACAUCCUGGUAGGAACCAAGAACGGAGAAGUUCUGGAGAUCGACAAGACCGGACCCAUGACUCUGCUGGUGCAGGGUCACAUGGAGGGGGAGGUGUGGGGUCUGGCCCCCCACCCCCUCCUCCCGGUCUGCGCCACCGUCAGCGAUGAUAAAACUCUUCGUCUGUGGGAGACGUCGGCCAAUCACCGCAUGGUGGCGGUCCGCAAGCUGAAGAGAGGCGGGCGCUGCUGUGCCUUCUCCCCUGAUGGGAAGGCGUUGGCGGUCGGUCUGAGCGACGGCGGCGUGCUGGUGGUGAACGCCGACACGCUGGAGGAUCUGCUGAGCUUCCACCAUCGACGAGACGCCAUCUCUGACGUCCGCUUCACCCCAGACUCAGGUAAAUUCCUGGCGGUGGCGUCUCAUGACAGCUUCGUGGACAUCUACAACGUGCUGAGCAGUAAGAGAGUCGGCAUCUGUAAAGGAGCGUCCAGCUACAUCACACACAUCGACUGGGACGCCAAAGGUAAGCUGCUGCAGGUGAACACAGGAGCCAAAGAGCAGCUUUUCUUUGAAGCCCCAAGAGGACGAAGACAAACCAUCAGAAACUCUGAGCUGGAGCGUGUGGACUGGGCCAGCUGGACCUGUGUUCUGGGUUCCAGCUGUGACGGGAUCUGGCCGACUCACAGUGACAUCACCGACAUCAACGCGGCGUCUCUGACCAGAGACGGCUCGCUGCUCGCCACCGGAGACGACUUCGGCUUCCUCAAGCUGUUCGGAUACCCCGUCAGGGGUCAGUACGCUCGCUUCAAGCGCUACGUGGGCCACAGCGCCCAGGUGACCAACGUGCGUUGGGCUCAGGACGACGCCACGCUGCUGACGGUGGGCGGAGCCGACACCGCCCUGAUGAUCUGGGCCAGGGAGAAAGGGGGCGGAGCCAUCGGGGACCAUGACAACAGAGACAACAGAGACAACAGGGCGCCGGUGGACAGCGAGGAGUCGGACGACGACAUCGAGGAGGACGGAGGCUACGACAGUGACGUUGCCCGGGAGAAGUCGGUGGAUUACACCACUAAGAUGUACGCCGUCAGCCUCCGAGAGAUGAGAGGAACCAAACCUCAGCAGCAGCUGAAGGAGGUCUCUACUGAGGAGAGGCCUCCAGUCAGCCGAGCGGCGCCGCAGCCGGAGAAACUCCAGAAGAACAACGUCAACAAGAAGAAGAGACCAGUGGAGGACCUGGUUCUGGAUCAUGUCUUUGGUUUUCGGGGCUUUGAUUGUCGUAACAACCUUCACUACCUCAACGAGGGGACGGACAUCGUUUACCACACGGCAGCGACCGCCAUCGUCCACAGCCUCACCACCGGAACUCAGAGUUUCUACCUGGAACACACGGACGACAUCCUGUCUCUGACGGCCAACCAGCACCCCAAGUACAAAAACGUCAUCGCCACCGGACAGAUCGGUGACGUCAGUGAACUUCCAGGCACCACUCCCUCCAUCCAUGUGUGGGACGCUAUGAGUAAGCAGACCCUGUCCAUCCUGCGCUGUCCUCACACUCGAGGAGUCGGCUACGUGAACUUCAGCGCCACGGGGAAGCUGCUGCUGUCGGUGGGGGUGGAGCCUGAACACACCAUCACCGUGUGGCGCUGGCAGGAAGGAUCCAAAGUGUGCAGCAAGGCGGGACACCCCGACCGGAUCUUCGUGGUGGAGUUCCGUCCCGACUCGGACUCUCAGUUCGUGUCGGUGGGAAUCAAACACGUGAAGUUCUGGACGCUGGCGGGCGGCGCUCUGAUGCACAAGAAGGGCGUGGUGGGGACGCUGGAGGACGCACGCAUGCAGACCAUGCUGUCGGUCGCCUUCGGGGCCAAUAACUUGACGUUCACGGGAGCGAUUAACGGGGACGUGUACGUGUGGCGGGACCACUACCUGCUGAGGGUGGUGGCGAAGGCCCACACGGGGCCCGUCUUCACCAUGUACACCACGCUGAGGGACGGCCUCAUCGUCACCGGCGGCAAGGAGCGCCCGACGAAGGAGGGCGGGGCGGUGAAGCUCUGGGAUCAGGAGAUGAAGCGCUGCAGAGCGUUCCAGCUGGAGACGGGACAACAGGUGGAGGUGGUCCGCUCCGUCUGCAGAGGGAAGGUGAGGAGGUGCUAGUUAUUAUCUUCACCUCCUCCUCAGAGACCUCCUCAGCAACUCCUGUCUAACUCCUCCUC